Messenger RNA from Impatiens glandulifera, 2291 nucleotides. RefSeq names its product transmembrane 9 superfamily member 8-like. Gene Ontology annotation, cellular component: membrane. The record is from RefSeq and is a predicted model, not a curated record. The transcript is spliced from 7 exons. NCBI's taxonomy places the organism in Eukaryota, Viridiplantae, Streptophyta, Magnoliopsida, Ericales, Balsaminaceae. Bases 108 to 2033 code for a protein of 641 amino acids. Gene Ontology annotation, biological process: protein localization to membrane.
CUACAGAAGAGAGAGAAAGGAGAGAGAGAGAGAGUUUGGGAGAAGAGAAGAGAGGAGAGGAAGGUAACGUAUCUGGAUCCGGAUCUAGAUCUUGCUUCGUUAAUGUGAUGAUGGUGGCUUCAGGAUUUCGUGCGUAUCAACUAUGGAUCUUUGUUUCGUUUCUUCUCUUCGUCCAUGGCUACUGUUUUUAUCUUCCAGGUGUUGCUCCUGAGGAUUUCGAGAAGGGGGAUCUUCUGAAGGUGAAAGUUAACAAAUUGACUUCAAUAAAAACACAACUUCCUUACUCGUAUUACUCCCUUCCUUUCUGCAAGCCAGAUAAGAUAGUUGACAGUGCAGAAAAUCUUGGCGAAGUCCUUCGUGGUGACCGUAUUGAAAACUCUCCUUAUGUGUUCAAAAUGCGAGAGCCUCAGAUGUGCAAUAUCCUCUGCCGCUUGACUCUCAACACAAAAACUACAAAGGAGUUCAAGGAAAAGAUAGAUGAUGAGUAUAGGGUGAACAUGAUUUUGGAUAAUCUUCCUCUGGUUGUUCCUAUUAAGAGGCUGGAUCAAGAAUCUUCAUUUCUGUACCAACAUGGAUACCACAUUGGUCUCAAAGGACAAUAUGCUGGUACCAAGGAAGAAAAGUAUUUUAUCCAUAAUCACUUGACUUUCAUAGUAAAGUUUCACAAGGAUCUGCAAACAGAGGCUUCAAGAAUUGUAGGUUUUGAAGUCAAGCCAUUCAGUGUAAAGCAUGAGUACGAAGGAGAGUGGAAAAAUGAGAAUACACGUCUAUCAACGUGUGACCCCCAUGCAAAACAUACAGUUACCAACUCUGACACUCCUCAGGAGGUUGAUGAUAAAAAGGAUAUAAUAUUUACAUACGAUGUGGAGUUUCAGGAGAGUGAUGUGAAAUGGGCAUAUCGAUGGGAUACCUAUUUAUUGAUGGCGGACGAUCAAAUUCACUGGUUCUCAAUUGUGAACUCAUUGAUGAUUGUUCUUUUCCUUUCUGGAAUGGUAGCUAUGAUUAUGUUACGAACACUCUACCGCGACAUCUCCUCGUAUAACCAGUUAGAGACUCAGGAAGAGGCUCAAGAAGAGACUGGAUGGAAAUUAGUUCACGGAGAUGUUUUCAGACCACCUGCAAAUUCCGAUCUCCUCUGCAUCUAUGUAGGGACCGGCGUUCAGUGUUUUGGGAUGAUUCUAGUCACAAUGAUUUUCGCUGUUCUUGGAUUCCUAUCUCCUUCCAACCGAGGCGGUUUAAUGACAGCCAUGCUUUUAUUGUUCGUUUUCAUGGGCCUCUUUGCUGGAUACUCAUCUUCCCGUCUAUACAAAAUGUUUAAAGGAACCGAAUGGAAGAAAAUAUCCGUCAUGACCGCGUUCAUGUUCCCAGGGGCAGUUUUUGUAAUUUUCUUCAUCCUGAAUACGCUAAUCUGGGGCCAGAAAUCGUCAGGUGCAGUCCCCUUUGGAACAAUGCUUGCUCUAGUCGUGUUAUGGUUCGGAAUUUCGGUCCCUCUAGUUUUCGUAGGCGGGUACAUCGGUUUUAAGAAGCCAGCACUCGACGACCCUGUAAAAACAAACAAAAUUCCAAGGCAGAUACCAGAGCAAACGUGGUACAUGAAUCCAAUAUUCUCAAUCCUCAUCGGUGGGAUUCUCCCAUUUGGAGCUGUGUUUAUCGAGCUCUUCUUUAUUCUGACAUCAAUCUGGUUACAACAAUUCUACUACAUCUUCGGUUUCCUUUUCAUCGUGUUUGUGAUUCUGCUGAUCACUUGCGCUGAAAUCACAGUUGUGCUAUGCUACUUCCAGCUGUGCAGUGAGGAUUACUUGUGGUGGUGGAGAUCGUAUCUGACAUCCGGUUCGUCAGCACUAUACCUGUUCCUUUACGCUGCUUUCUAUUUCUUCACAAAGCUUGAGAUAACAAAGCCGGUUUCUGGGAUAUUGUAUUUCGGGUAUAUGCUGAUUGGUUCGUACGCGUUCUUUGUGCUGACGGGUACAAUAGGAUUCUACGCCUGUUUCUGGUUCACUAGGCUUAUCUAUUCAUCGGUCAAGAUUGAUUGAUCCUGGACGGGUUUGGAACGUUUUAUUGUUGAGGUUAUUUUUUUAACGCUUAUUUUGUUUUGACAAGAAGAAACACACAUUAUGCGUCAAAUACAGAAUAUGGGUGGUAGUAUUAGCAUCUUUAGUUUCUUUAUUUGUUCAUCAUCAUUAUAUGUCUAAUGUUUUGUAUUGAGACACUAAAGAAGAACAAGGCAUCCACGUAUAUGCAAAAUUGUGUGGCCUUCAAGGAUUUUAUUAAAUACCCCCUUCAUUCACCAA